GCCGUUCGGGUGACGGCGGACCAUACUAGACUACGAAAUACAUGAAAUUCUUCCCCCUAUCGCAUGGCUCUUGCCUAGAAACAUCACACACAAUAUUAGUUUCUAACUUAAUGACACAUGGCCCUUUAUGAGCGCCAUGUACCGUACUACAACCGGAAGUCGAUCCAAAUUUCUUUUAUAUUUGUGCCUGUGUCUUUCGCUGUGCGGGCCCGCCCUGAGCUCAAGACUGCCACCGUGAUUUUUGCGAGCACGGUGUAACUUUACGUGACCAGUCAAGGUUUCGACAAGUUCCAUUUUAGGCUUGGAAGGAGUAGCCGUACGCAGUAUUGGGUUACGUUGACUGCCAUGAACCCGCAACUCGAGGUUUUAAAACGAGCAUGUAUCUGCAAAGGUGAACUCGUUCCACGCUUCGUAUAUUCGAGAUCAGAGCAUGAGCUUACCAUGGAUGUACAUUCAAGGCCUGAAUCGUCACUACCAACCCCCCAGCUGACGUCGUCUUCAUGGUCGGGGGAUGUCCCUGAUCAAGAUUCAACGAGAUCAAGCCUAAAAUCGUGUCUCGAAUGUCUUGACCGACUACUUGUCACCGUUCAAUCAGAAAUCACCAUAGUGGGGGGUGAAGGCACAUUGGAUGGUGACAUGGACUCCCAGGCAAUCGUCAAUGAUGAGCCUCAGAUCAUCAUGCCACUUGCGUUCGAGCUCAAUGCCGUUCCACCGUCGUCGACUCCACCAGAGUUCUCCGUCUUGGCAGAGCCACCAGCAUUCCCGGGACAAUUUUCAGACCUCAAGUACGGUCCUUUAGGAUUUGGUACUAGUACCCUGGCGGAGGACCUGUUGCCCGAUGGCACCCCUGGUGUCGUCAGCUAUGGGCUUGGUGUACUCGGGCUCCUGCCUCAGUAUGACACGUACUCCGAUGGGAAGACCUUGUCCGAGUCUUCAACAAGUCACGACCAACAACCACGUCUUCCCAUUGCGCAGGGCAGCCCGAGCCAACAUAAAGUGAAUUGCAUCUGGCCCGGAUGCUCAAGAACUGUCAAGAAGGAUAAUCUCACUCGUCACGUAAAUGAGGUGCAUCGGCGUAAAGUCAAGGCUGUCUGCGUUGGCUGUGGAAAGAAGUUCGCGCGCCCUUAUAUGUUGAGGGACCAUAUCUGUCGGGCCGAAUGAAGAAAGUACUGAUCUCGAGUAGAUUUGUCAAAAGUAAAGUGGUGAGAGCACCCAGGUAUGGAGCUCUCAAGAGCACAUGAACUUAGGCAAUGCGCACCAAUACAAAUACGCUAAGUUGAAGCAUGCUAGUGACGAUCUCUGAUCGGUCUUUGACCCACGGUGAUACUCAACUCCAAAAGGUACAUGGCCAAGGAAGGGAUGUGAUUUGCGCAAAG
This is a messenger RNA of Suillus fuscotomentosus, 1376 nucleotides long. RefSeq lists its product as uncharacterized. The record is from RefSeq and is a predicted model, not a curated record. NCBI's taxonomy places the organism in Eukaryota, Fungi, Basidiomycota, Agaricomycetes, Boletales, Suillaceae. Bases 346 to 1161 code for a protein of 271 amino acids. The transcript has 5 exons.